Messenger RNA from Carassius carassius (crucian carp), 624 nucleotides. RefSeq names its product ECRG4 augurin precursor a (gene ecrg4a). NCBI's taxonomy places the organism in Eukaryota, Metazoa, Chordata, Actinopteri, Cypriniformes, Cyprinidae. Gene Ontology annotation, biological process: cellular senescence; anaphase-promoting complex-dependent catabolic process; regulation of cell population proliferation. The transcript is spliced from 4 exons. The record is from RefSeq and is a predicted model, not a curated record. Bases 126 to 554 code for a protein of 142 amino acids.
CAGCUGCAGUUUCUGUUGAGAAUGUUUGCGUGGGCUUCCCUCGGGCUCUCUCCUCCUCUCUCCUCUCUGUGCAUUCGCUUGCAGAUCAACGGCGUUGUGCAAAUCGACAGAGAAGACAAGAAAUCAUGGUUUCUGAAAAGUUUUACUUGCGCUUGCUCACCUUUGUAACCCUGUUGACAGUACUGGCACUCUCGGAUGUUGCAAGUGAGAACACUCUGGAAAAACUGUUGAUGAAAAAGGUGGACGGUGAUGUAAAGCCAGCUGCAGCUGUGGCUGUGACUCCCUCCAGGGCCAAACAGUUCCUGGCCUCCCUUAAAAGACCUAAAAGGAACCUGUGGGACCGCAGCCGCCCUGAUGUUCAGCAGUGGAUCCAGCAGUUCAUGUACAUGGGCUAUGAUGAGGCAAGACUCGAGACGGAUCUGGCCUACUGGAUGGACUACUACCGAUCCAGUGACCAGGGUCGCCAGCAUCACUAUGAUGAAAACUCUCCCAUGGGGCCUCGCAGCGCCGGCUCUUACAGGCACGGGGCUAAUGUCAAUUAUGACUACUACUAAAACAACGAAGACAAAACCGCUCUGAUUUAGCACACAGUGACGCCAGCUUGCUUCUUCCUUCUGUACUGUG